Molecule: messenger RNA, 519 nt
Organism: Cercopithifilaria johnstoni
Lineage: Eukaryota; Metazoa; Nematoda; Chromadorea; Rhabditida; Onchocercidae
Source: the annotation of a GenBank genome assembly
CUACUUUGGGGUAUAUCUGAAUUAUUUCUAUAUGGAUUAGCACCAUUAUCAGCGUUUUUUGCACUAAUUCAUGCCGACCUCGAAUGGCUCUUUCCAACUUAUGCUAUGCGAACACUUUUUCCAAGCUUUAUGCUUAUUCUACCGAUACUAUUUACCAUUUUCUCCUAUAUUUUAUAUUGGUUUAUUGAUCUUAUAAUUGACGUACAACAAGUUUCGGAUAACUUGCUCGAUAUGGAAGUGUGGAAACGAUGUAUUUGGGCUAGCGCAUUGUUAAUUACUAAUAUUUAUGCUGUACUGCUUACAAUUGUCGUUUUACAACUGAUCUACUAUCAGCAUUAUAUAGUUAUCGAAGAGCAGGUUGUGCGUGAACAACAAAACAUAAUAAAUGAAGGAAGAGUUCGGUAUCUUCAUUACAGACGUCAACGUCGACGUCAACUAAUUAAUCAAUUACCAAAUGCCGGAAUUCGACAAAAUCAGGAAAGAUUAAAUAAUAAUCAGGCAAAUGUUGAAAAUGUUUAA